GCUUCGUCCGCCUGGAUCAUCCUCAGUAGCGUCGAUUUCAUUGUCGACAGUGAUAAUCCCUAUUCAACUUUCCUACGUAGCUCCCGGCAUUCCGUCUCAUACCUGUCUCGUCGCUCGACCGACUCCGGUGCACAGGUCGACAACAUGUCAAACAUCCCACUGAUAGGUCGACUCCACCUCCAGGAGUACCUGGCGCUGGCCGCCUCGUUCACCUUGGUCAUCUUUGAAUUCAUCGCGCGCUCCAUCACCAUCUUUCUGCCCUCGCCGGUGAUCAAUUUCCUGUACCGCCUUUCGCGCAGAUGCUUCAAUGGCCUCUCCUCACCAUACUCGCGUCGAGCACGCAACCGUAAAAAGGCUGUGUCGAGUCAGAUUGCACACGCAGAGGGCUUCGUGGAGCUGUGCGCACUUUAUGGCUACACCGCAGAAGAGCACGUAGUGCAAACCACGGAUGGAUACCUCCUCGGCGUGCAUCGAUUGGCAAAGCGGAAAGGCGAGGAGGAUCAGCUGGUCAACGCAGGACCCGGGACUUUGCAGAAGAAGGUGGUCUACUUACAUCACGGUCUGCUCAUGAACAGCGAUGUCUGGGUAUGCAUCACCGAGCAUGAGCGCUGUCUGCCGUUCGCUCUGGUCGAUCAAGGCUAUGAUGUCUGGUUGGGCAACAACCGCGGCAACAAGUACAGCAAAAAGAACAUGAGACACACGCCCACGGAUACAGCAUUUUGGAGCUUCAGCAUUGAUCAAUUCGCCCUUCACGACAUCCCGGACACCAUCAACUAUGUCCUCGACACCACGUCUCAGCCGAGCCUUUCAUACGUCGGAUUCAGUCAGGGCACAGCACAGGCAUUCGCAGCGCUCUCCGUCUACCCACAGCUGAACACAAAGGUGGAUGUCUUCAUCGCCCUCGCGCCUGCUAUGGCUCCUCCGGGUGUUGCUUCCGGCAUCGUAAGCUCCUUCACUAAGGCAAGUCCGGAGGUGCUCUACCUCAUCUUUGGUCGUCGUGCAAUCUUGGGCAGCGCACCGAUGUGGCAAGCGCUGCUUUAUCCCGCCAUUUUCACCUGGUUCGUGGACAAGGGUUUGGUCUGGCUUUUCAACUGGAGAUCAUUGAACAUCACACCACAUCAGAAAUUGGCCGCCUACCCACACCUGUACUCCUUCACGAGCACGAAGAGUGUGGUCCACUGGUUUCAGAUUAUUCGCAAUGGGACGUUCCAGAUGUAUGACGAUGAAGUGGCCAGCCCGACCAGCUUCAGCACACACAAGCAACACUACAAGGUGGCCAAAUACCCCACCCGAAACAUCAGGACCCCGAUCGUUCUCUUGUAUGGCGGAAGCGAUAGCCUAGUGGAUAUCAACGUCAUGCUACGAGAGUUGCCCAAGCAUACUGUUGCGAAAUGCGUUCCGAAAUACGAACAUCUCGACUUCCUCUGGGCCAACGACGUCCAUAAGCUUGUGCUGCCGAACGUUCUCGAGGCUCUCUCGGACUACAGUGUCCCAUCCGGCACGAAGAGGGACGAUGCUUCCCGCUCGCGGAUGUUGCUCUUGAACGAUGCAACUUCGUCACCCGGCCGAUCGCAGCCACCCGAGUACAACACCGACGGCGACUCGACCGCAGCGGAACAAAUGGACGAGACCGACAACGACGACGAAGAAUAUGUGCAGGAGACCCCAGCCCACGAGAUUGGCGACGUUGCGGCCCGAGGGCUGGUGGUCGGGGACGAAUUCGGCAAUGUCCUCGACACCCGCCUUGGAGAGGCAUCACCUGUUCCAAUAACGACACAACGUGCGGUUCCGAUCGUGUCGCGAUCAGAGAAGCCGAGUGACCAGGUCCUGUUGCGCCCUGCUGUCGAUGGCAUGAUACCUGCUAUUGUAUAUCACCUUAGCUCAUGA
Messenger RNA from Dissoconium aciculare CBS 342.82, 1887 nucleotides. RefSeq names its product alpha/beta-hydrolase. Gene Ontology annotation, biological process: lipid metabolic process. The record is from RefSeq and is a predicted model, not a curated record. NCBI's taxonomy places the organism in Eukaryota, Fungi, Ascomycota, Dothideomycetes, Mycosphaerellales, Dissoconiaceae. The transcript has 2 exons. The coding region runs from base 145 to 1887 and encodes 580 amino acids.